This is a messenger RNA of Komagataella phaffii GS115, 1236 nucleotides long. RefSeq names its product 2'-O-methyltransferase responsible for modification of tRNA at position 4. The record is from RefSeq and is a predicted model, not a curated record. Gene Ontology annotation, biological process: tRNA methylation. The transcript has a single exon. Lineage: Eukaryota; Fungi; Ascomycota; Pichiomycetes; Pichiales; Pichiaceae. Bases 1 to 1236 code for a protein of 411 amino acids.
AUGACAGAAGAGGAUUCAGGUAAGAAGAGGAAGAGGAAAAAUGAGGAAAGACCUCAGUGCCAGUUCUUCCUGGUAAAUAAGAAGCGAAACUGUGCCAUGACGAGAAAGAUAGAUCAAAAGUUCUGUGCUGAACAUAUGUCCUUAGAAGACGCCAAUAACCAGAGAAUUCCCUGUCCUCUGGAUAACUCACACUUUGUUUGGAAACACAAACUGGCAAAACACAUCAAGAAAUGCAAAGUCCAAAAAAAAGAAGUCAAUCUAGAUCCGUGGUUUGUUCACGAUAUAAACGGUAAAGUUGAAUCGCAAAAGGAGCGCUCAUUUGACGAAGGAGAACUCAGUCAAUUUUUGCAAGAGUUCUUAUCCUCCUAUGACAAAAUGCAAUUUCCCGAACUUGAGACCAAAGAGUAUACAGAUUCUUCCAUUAUGAUUCAACAACGGUUAGAUUUGCUCACAAACAAGAAGCAUAUCAUACAACAGUCUUCGUUGAUACAACAUCUAGAGAAAAAUGGGUUAUUGGGUCCAAAGUACCGUUAUAUGGAGUUUGGAUGUGGGAGAGCAGAACUAUCAAGAUACAUUGGCCAAUCAGUUUUUGACAAGGACAAAAGCUACCCUAGCUUUACAUUGAUUGACAGAACAAGACCUCGUCUAAAAAUGGACUCCAAAAUCCAGAAGGACUUCCAAGAACUCACCAAGAAUGAACAUAGCAAUGUCGAUUGUCAAAGAAUCAAGAUAGAUAUUAAAGAUUUGGCCCUAUGCAGAUUGGACUCCGUUAAUGACCCUUUUAUCGUAGUUUCGAAGCAUUUGUGUGGGGUAGCAACAGAUCUAACCCUCCAAUGUCUGGAAAAUUAUGAAAAAACCGUCUCAGAUUCCAAACUGGCAGGUUGUUUGAUAGCACUAUGUUGCCGCCAUUGCUGUCACUAUGAUAACCUACUUUCAGGAUCAAAAAAGUUCUUAUCUUCUAACUUCGACAUUUCAGAAAAACAGUUUAACUUUUUGACCAAAAUAUGUUCGUGGGCGACGAACGGAAAAAGGCCAGAAGUAUCAGACCAAGAUGGAAAAGAUCACGUUAGUGGUUAUAGCCUUGCCGAGAGAAAAAUUAUAGGUCUCAAAGCAAGGAGAACAAUCGAUGAAGCAAGAAGGGCAUCAAUCACAAAUUACACCACAUACUUGUUUCAUUACGUGAGUGAAGAAACCAGUUUGGAAAAUACUUGUUUACUACUUUUGAAAAAGAGUUAA